AAAGAGUUUAUAAUCUUACUAUCACUAAAGGCCCUUGCUCUCCUGACGGCUUUAAACGCGAUAUAUAUCUCAUAAAUGGCCAAUUCCCUGGUCCUCUUAUUGAAGCUGAUAAAGAUGAUACCAUAGUUCUCAAUGUUAAAAAUGAAUUAGAUGAAGAUACUACUAUUCAUUCUCAUGGAAUCUUUCAACGCGGUACUCCUUGGUUUGAUGGUGUUCCUGGUCAAACUCAAUGUGGUAUUCCACCUCAUGAAACUUUUACUUAUAAAUAUAAAGUUUGUCAAACUCAAUAUAUUGAAGGUCUUGUCGGUCCCCUUGUAAUUCAUGAACCUAAUGAUCCUUACCGUAAAGAAUAUGAUGAAGAAAUUAUCGUAUUAUUACAAGAUUGGUAUCAUGAAGGUUCCAAAAAAUUAUUAGCCACUUUUUUAUCUCCUGAAAGUGAAGGAAAUGAACCUUCUCCAGAUAAUGGUUUGAUUAAUGGAAAAAAUCAUUAUAAUUGUUCUUGGGCUCCAAAAGAUAGUCAUCCUUUGGAUGUAAUUGAGGUUGAAGGAACGAUCACCAAGCGUCAUAAUGUCCAUCGCCUCCCUAUUAACGUAGCCCAACGUUAUUCGGUUAUAGUGACUGCUGAUAAACCUAAAAAAAAAUAUUGGAUGCGUUCGGAAAUGGAAGUCGGUUGUUUCCCAACAAAACCUGAAAAUCUCGAUCCUCUAGUAAAAGCUGUUGUUUCUUAUGAUGGUUGUGAAGAUGAAAAAUGUCCUUCUACUACUGCUUGGACUGACAAAGUUGAUGAGUGUGUAGAUUUGGAUUCUAAAGAUUUAAAACCUUAUAAAUCUAAAAAAAUUCCUGAUGUUACUCGCAAAAUCGAAAUGGUUAUUGACUUCAAACCUGAUGAACACAAUGUUACCAGAGGUUACAUAAAUAAUGUUACUUUUAACAUUGAUGUGAAAUAUCCUACUCUUAAUAAAGUUUAUGAUGGUAUAACCGAAUUUGAUGCUGAUCAAAAUGCUUUCGUAAUUGGAAAAAAGGAAAUUAUAGAUAUUAUUUUAAUAAACACUACUCCAGAUUAUAAAACUCUAAAUACCAUUGACCCGAUAGAACGUGAUACUACAACCAUUCCUGCUGACGG
Messenger RNA from Racocetra fulgida, 1123 nucleotides. Lineage: Eukaryota; Fungi; Glomeromycota; Glomeromycetes; Diversisporales; Gigasporaceae. The record is from the annotation of a GenBank genome assembly.